AUGACGGGUCGUACGGAAAAAGAGGAUAAGUGGAAGAAAGUUCUGACGUUGCAACGAAAGAGGAUGGCCAUUUCGCUGAUUACCGCCUCGCAUCUCUACAAAACCGAGUUGUAAGUCGUCGCUCUGUCGUGAAAACAUUGGAAAAAAAAAUUUAUAACAAAAAACAGUUCGAGCUCCAGUAGCUGUCGGAAAGAAAACUCAGCAAACUUAUGGACAUGUUUCAAAGUAUCUAAUGCAAAAUAUUGUUUCAAAUAUUUUUUGAAGAAUAAACAGAGUCGGUGAAACUUUUCAAAAAAUAUUUUUGACCUUCGAUGCAAUCAUGGAACAGUAUUCAGAAGGGAAACGCGGUUGAAGUGAUUAUCAUAUGAAAAGUUUUCAGAAGAUUGCAAAUUAUUUGUGACAGGAAUUAUAUAAAUGACACGGAAUGGAGGGGGUUACUAUCUCGAAAAACUUUUUGAGAGGACGAGGAGAGUUUUUUUGAAAAAGCAAUGACUUUUUUGAUUUCGUUCUUUUUCGCCUAACUCCCGAUUGAGGAAGUGCCUUGUUAUGCUUCUAUUUGGUUCUGCUUAUGGCUAUCAAACUUUCCCUCGACUAACUGAGUUUUUUUUUUCUGUAACUGUAGGAACUAACUUUCAUUUCUAAUCUUCCCACUAUCACCUCUUGACAUCGCACUAUUUUUUCCAGGCACCGUGGAAUCAAUUUCUUCUUGCCAGCGUUUUCAAAACUGUGGCUGGAUGAAGAAGACGUUGGGCAGGAUUUGUUAAUCACCGAUCUUUGCGUUCGUGAGCUUUGUUCGUGCAAGGAUGAAGUUGAAUUUCAGUCGGGCAUCGAAGAAGAAGAAGGUCCACGGAUCGAAAUCAUAAUGGAAGAAGGCGUGGCUGUGGUAUCAGAGGAGAGCAAAGCAGUCGAGUUCUUUUCCAUACGAAGACCGGAGAAAAAACAAUGGUUUUCCAGAGUGAAGCCAGAUGCUUUGAAACAAUUGAUCCGGUGCUUCCAACGUGCGGCCACCAGCGAAGAAAGUCAAGCAGCCUCUAUCGGAGACGAUGCUUUGUAGGACCCCACAAGUCUGUGAACACAGAUCCCUUUUUCCAGGUACAUUCGGUUUGCGGACGUCAUGGCGAAGUCGGUCCACAUUGAGGAAGAAGAUGAAGAAGACGGCGAAGAAGGGGAAAUCGAUCAAGCUGUGAGGCUUGGCUUAGAAAUUCGACAAGAUACUUUUUUUUAACAACUUCAUAAUUUUCUGACAAGUAGUAGUUAACUUUCAAAAAUAAGAUAAAACGGCGCUAGGAGCAGAAUGUAAAAGUUUAUACUUGCUUCAGGCAAAGGAAGAACAGUCACAAGCUCUUCGCGACGAACAAGGCGUUCUGGCAAGUCGCGGCGCCGCCAUAAUGAGUCUGAUGUACCUGUCGGCGUCGAACGGCGAGCCGAACGAGAUGGUCGCCCAGACUCUGCAGCUUGGAAUCCACCUGCUAAGUGGCGGAAACGUUGAAAUCCAGAAGGUCGCUUCUUCGUCUGUGAAACUUCCGCAUUUUGAAGUUUCAGAUGCUCAUCGACUAUCUGCAACUCAAGAAGGACGUCCGCUUUUUCACCUCAAUGGCAGGGCUCAUGAAUAAAUGCUCCGUCCUCAACUUGGAAAUGUUCGAAAGACAAAUUAAGGUUCAUUUUUUGCCGUUUUUCUAAUGUUCGAAAUAUAAUACUUUUUUUCAGAUUUUUUUGAACAAAAACGAUCGGGACUUAAUUUAGAUAGUUAAAUAUCGUUUUCUGAGCGUUCAAAGACAUCUGAACGUGCUUCAAUUUGUGGAUUAAUGAUGAUAAUGGAGAUUCAACGUAUACGCAGAGAUUGCGGCUAUGAUAGUUCUUUCACCACUGUCUUAAGAUCAAUUUUCAUUUACGCUAUCAGCAAAACAGUACGAAAAGAAUAGGUUUCAACACCUCUUCGAUAUUUUUUUGUCUCAAGCAAACGGUGAAUGAAUUACUAAUAUUUUAAGAUUAAAUAUAUUUUUUUGUGGCGGUCUCAUAUUAACAAACUUUUUCGGAUGAUUCGACUUUUUCCAUACUUUCAAAUAAUAAAUCUUCAUAACGAAACUGAUAUAUUUCAACAGUUUCGAACCUUUUUGUAAAUACAAAAAAAUGUUAUCGUUUUCAAAUGUCCUCCUAAAAAUUUUAUUUCCCGCCUGUAUGUGAUGCUGAAAUCGUUGACUCUGAACUCAAUAAUUUAUACGUGUCAAUACUUUGAUUACCAGAUUAAAAUAAUACAUUGACUGUACGUGCCCAUCAACACGACAUCACAUGUGCCGAGUAACUUCUAGCGCGUGAGACUAACAGAAGCGGCGUCGUCGCGGAAGGACUCUAUUAACGUUGGCUUGCAGAGCCUCGACGUGCACGGCUCCCAGUCCUGGUGCUACCGGCACCCGUCGCGCGGCCGCACCGUCAGCCAUGGCGCGAUCCUCUCCGCCGCUCCUAGGGCACGUUCCUCAAACUCUCGUCUGCGUGUCAUUUCUGUCGUGUGCCAGCUUCAUUUUCCAUUUCAAAGAACUAACCCAAAAAUUAUCAUACAUCAAAUAGUUGCUUCGUCCGAAACAAUGGUACUGCUCGAAAUUUUCAAAGGUGGUGGGGCAGCAUUUAUAAUUUUUCAGUCUGUUUUUAACCCGUUUAUUUGAUUGUUUUCUAUCAUAAAUCUCAUUCCAAAAAGUUUGAAGUAGUGACUAGACUCACUAUCCCAAGUAUGAAAAAAACUUUUUGAUUUUCUAUUUCGGAAUGUGAAGUGGCCUGCUACUCCCGCAGUCUUUUGGUCUUUGCUCACCCUGCAGCUCGUUCGUCUGCUUUCACGCUUUCUUAAUGUGAAAAAAGGUGUUCAUGAUAACUUGAGAUUGAUCAUACAUGGGUGCACCAUAUUUGGUAAAAUUUUGGACAACCUUCAAGGUUUCAGACUAGCCCAUGUAUGGUAUCAUAAUUUGAAAAAACAGGCUUCCGUUCUUUCAUGUCGACAUUUUUUUUCUAUUUGGAAUGACUCUACUCGUGUCGUCUUUCUAUGAAGCACGACCUUUUCUGCUUUGGUCUCCAGAUCGAAAUAAGAAAAAAUCUCCGGUUGAAAGACCCAAAUAAUUAGUUUUUAUUUCAGGCCGAAGGCCUGGGAAUGGGAGCCGAGCUGGCCUCAGGCGACAACCAGAACCUCAACGACGCCGACUUCACGUGCUCGCUUUUCCGUUUCCUGCAGCUCACUUGCGAAGGACACAACAUCGGUUUUUCUCAGUCUCUCACAAAAAGGCGAAUUUGCGCUUUUCAGACUUCCAAAACUAUCUUCGCACUCAGCCAGGCCACACGACCAGCGUCAACCUGAUCAACUGCACCGUCGACUACUUGCUGCGGCUCCAGGAGUCCGUCAUGGACUUCUACUGGCACUACUCCAGCAAAGUGAGCUAUUCUACCUAUAUGAAAAGAUACUCAUUCAGGGCUGGUUGAAAUCAAAAAAGUAAUAAAGACUUUUAGAAAAUUUUAUUAAGAAGGCAAAAAAAAACUUUGAGUGAGAAUCAAAGCUACUCAGGAAAGUGAAUUAUUUUGAAAACCCAAAGAUAAAAUGAUCAAAAGUGAAGUAUGAUUUAUAAAAAAAAAUUUUGCAGAAAUAAAAUAUGUUUUCAAUUAUCAGAGAACUUUUUGUUUUUUGAAAAGACCAUUAGUUCUGCUUUUGAAGGAAGUCAUUGAUGAAGGCGGCAAAGAAUACUUUCUGCGGGCGAUUCAGGUGUGCAGCCAAGUGUUCAACACCCUUACAGAGUGCAUUCAGGUACCCAACUUUUUCUCAAUUUUUCGAAAAAAAAAAGAACAGUUCGGAACAUUUAGGGUCCUUGCGUCGGAAAUCAAAUGACUCUGGCCAACUCUCGACUUUGGGAUGCGAUCAACGGAUUCUUCUUCCUUUUCGCUCACAUGAUGGAGAAGCUCUACAAAAACUCGACGCAACUGGAGCUCCUCCGCGAGUUUCUCAACCUCCAGAAAGACAUGAUCGUUUUGAUGUUGUCCAUGUUGGAAGGUACAAUCUUUCUGCUGAUUUCUCAGUGACCCGCUCUUUUUCAAAGGUAAUGUCCUGAACGGACCCAUCGGAAAGCAGAUGGUGGACGCGUUGGUCGAGUCACAGCCCUCGGUUGAGAAAAUCUUGAAGUUUUCCGACAUGUUCCUCAAAUUGAAGGACCUCACAACGUCACAAGCCUUCCAGGCAUCUGCCUUAUUUCUAUUCGAAAAUAACAUUUUUUCUCAGGACUUUGACACGAAUAGAGAUGGCUGGAUCAGUCCCAAGGAGUUCCAGAGAGCCAUGGAAAGCCAAAAGAUGUACACUGUGUACGUGAGCCGAAGUUGUCAUGUAAACUGAGCAUCAAAAAAGAGCAUCUGACAAAAAAACAGAUCGAAUUUAGAAACAUCAGUUAAUAGUGAUUGCGUAUAUCCUACUUGAACAUUUCCAGCUCUUGUUUCAAACUUUAAUUUAAGUUUUCUGGCCUUUUUUUUGAAGUUCAUUUCAAUGAUUUUUUUUUCGGUUAGUUUGAGUUUUCUGUGCAACUUCAUUUCCUGUUGAAACCGGCCAGAUAAGGAAAUCCUAUUUGCAGAGAGGAUAUCACCUACCUGAUGAUGUGCACCGAUGUGAACAACGACGGAAAAGUUGACUAUAUGGAGUUCACUGAGCGGUUAGUUUCGCUUCUCAUUGAGGAUCCACGGACCACUUCAGCUUCCACAACCCGGCCCGAGACAUCGGUUUCAAUUUGGCUGUGCUCUUGACAAACUUGAAAGAGCACAUAACGAAUGAUCCGCGGUUGGAGAAGAUCAUCGAAAAGGUUUUUGACCAGCAUUUCGCGAAUCUUCAAAAUAUUUUCAGGCUCAAACGCUUUUGGAAUAUUUCGAUCCGUUUUUGGGCCGCAUCGAAAUAAUGGGGUCAAGCAAGAGGGUCGAGAAGAUUUACUUCGAAAUUCAAGAGUCUUGGCUUGAACAGUGGGGCAAGCAACAGAUUCGGCAAGUAUUUGUUUAUGCGAAGAACUGGUAGCUAGAUUAAAUCCUUUGAAUAAAAAGAGCAGACUUGAAUCUUUUAGGACAAGAUUUCCUGAAAUGUGCUCAAGAUCACUCACCAUUUUGCCUGCCUCUUUUUGUGGAUUUUUCUCAGUUUGAUAAUUCAUUUUUACUGGAGCAAAAUUUUUUAGCGAAUUUUGUUCUCUAGCACUACGUAGAAUGUUUUCUAUAAAAAAAAAACUUUACCUGAUAUCGAAAUUUUAUAGUGACUCGAAGAAUUCGUUCCUGUUCAACGUGCUGCAGGAUGAUGGAGGAGACCAAGGGAAACUGGAGGCAUUCAUCAACUUCUGCGAGGACACCAUCUUCGAAAUGCAGCACGCGGCCAAGAUUUCUUCCGGAGACAACGACACGAAAAUGGAGCGAGCCAUGAAACAACGCGACUAUUUCCUACAGCAGACCACCACUUCUGAGUUCGGAGCUAACCUUGGGGCAAAACGCAAUUUUUGCUUCAGACAACUUUCAGAGACCUUCAAAAGUGGCUACAACCUUGGUAUAACUGCGGCGUCGGCUCUCAGGCCUGAAAAUAUCAAACAGACAUACAAGUCGAUGAGCGCCGCCAUGAGGUCGGGUUUCAGAAGCGUUUGAAAACUGGAAGCGCGAAAUAAAUGUAGAAAAAUGCGAGAAGAUUGCUUUUAGUUUCUUUUUUUCCAAAUGAAAUGGUUGAUUUAAAGAAGGAUUCAGAUUUUGCUGCAGUUGGUAAGACUUCUGGAACCAUUGAACAACGUAGUCCAUUGAUAUAUAUGUAAAUUCACAGACUAAAUCUGAAGAUAACAGAGAGUUUUUUACGAAUUUUUUCCAGACAAAUGACUUGGACGCAAUUGAUCUACUCUCUGGUGGUGCUCCUCUUCCGUCUGGCUGUAUCCAUCGGUUGGGGCGGUUAUCUUCUUCUGAUAACCAUCGUCCGCUUCGCCUACUACCUCACGACGCCUCCAAGCGACACUGACGCCGAAGAUCACAAAAAUCACGCAAAUGGGUAUUUUGCCGACGGUCGCAACUUCAGUCCCCGGUUUUACAGAAUUCGGCCAACCAAUUUUGCUCAUCCAGUCCUACCGGAGUUUCAUCAUUCUCACGUUGGCGUCGACGCGUUCGGUGUUGGUGAGUCAUCGGGUUUUGCCCCGGCUCCGUGCUGGUUUCGUCGGCGUCUGGAAACCUUUCAGCAGUACCGCUCGAAUUUUUGAGUUGAACCUUUUUCAACACGAUUUGGGGUUUCAAUAAAUCAACAGAUAAGAAAUAACCGGAAAAUUUUCUCAUUCAGAAAAGGCGAAACAAAAAUCAAGUCUUUAGAAAAAAAUGAAGUUGUUUCGAAAAAAAAAAUUGGUGUCCACAGUUCAAGAAGAAUUUCAGGAGUCGACGCUAUGCCGCCUAGUGGAACUAGCGAAGAGUUCGUGCCACCUCCGACGGCACCAGAAGACGACGUAAGGAGUGAAGUUCCGACAGAAGACGUGCCGCUGAUCAACGAGCCGACGACGUCGCCGCCGAGUUCGCCACAGGCGGCCGCCAGCAAAGCGCCAAGCAUCUACGAAUCGAUCGGAGCCCCGCAGAUGGUGCAGCUCCAGUCGGAGGCCGAGUUCAUUCAGACGCAGUAUGAACCGAAAAUCGCCGAAUCGAACGCUGGUCGCAGCCGUGGUUCCAUCAUGGUGAGUUUGACCUUGAGUCAUUUCGACAUGGUAACAAGUCACUUUUUUGAAAAACAGUUCUGGAAAUCAUGUCCUCAAAGGUAUCAAGGGAAUCCAAUUUCCUUCAUAUAUUUCCAGGCAGAGAAUUACCAAAUCAAUACAGUCUAUUUUUUCGGGAAAAAAAGGAUUGGCGCUCUAGCUGAGCUAUAAUAAAGAAGAAAAGAAAUCUGAUUCAGAACAUGCUUGCGCGAAACUUCAAAACCAUUGAGAAGACUACUCUUUAUUUGGCUUUCUUCAUCAACGUGAUUCUCCUCUUUCAUCGCGUCGACAUCAGCCGUCAACCCGAGCCAGGCAUAUUGGCCGAUAUUCUGAUAAAAGAAGACAAGCUUUUCUUGCAGAAGUUCCAGCGUUGGAGGCGGAAGACGACGAAGAGUCCACCGAAAUGAUCUACAUUACAGGCGUUCUUGUGCCCUAUAUCGACUAUGAACUCAGCGGAUGGGUCUUGGCCCAGGUUUUCUGCUCUUUCGAAUAAUGUUCCUCCAACAAUUUGUUUUUAGACGUUGUAUUGGAUCAGUGUUCUUCAUUUGACAACUUCAAUCGCUCUUCUCUUCUCCUUCUACAAGCUCAAGGUUGGUGUAGUUACUCAAGUUUUUAAUUUGUUAGUAAUUUAAGAAACAGAAAAAAAUAAUUGAAAUUAAGAAAAAUUUGAAAAAAUCUCCAUGAACUCAGAAGCGUGCAAUGUGAAAAAAAAAAUGGAAAUAACUCAAAAAGAAACUUUUUAAAAACUAAUUUUAAUCUAUCAUCUAAAUAGAUAUAUUUUAUUGUUUAGAUUCCGCUUAUCACGUUCAAAAGAGAGAAGGAAGUGGCAAGAAAGUUGAUGUUCGACGGCUGUUGGAUUACUGAGGACGACAACGAGGAGCUGGGAAUCGUCGACAUGUGCAUGUGGUCGGUUCUGCAUCUGCUCUACUCGAGGAUAAUUAUUUUGAAUCUGUUUUUUGCAGGUACCUCGAUCGAAUCGUCAUUUCUUCCAAGUCUUUCCCAGACAUGUACUGGGACAAGUUUGUCCGUCGAAAAACCCGUCAAAAGUUCAAAGAUCAAGUCGAUGACGAAACUUUGGUUUCGAUUUUGGGCGAAGAAAAGAUUUCCACAGACACGAGCAUUGAUUAUCGGUAGGAAGAAAAAAAACGAGAAAAAAAGAUGAUCUGCGAAUGCAGAUACAAUUGUUGGCUUAUGCUCGCGGUGAUUCUCACUAAUGGCCAGUUCCUCUACCGUGUCGGCUACUUCCUCUGCUCUGCUUGUGGUUAGUUUGUCCAUAUAUGGUCGCAAAAAAAAAGAGAGUCCGAACUCGUUCAAAAAAUAAAAUAACACGGAAAAGUUAUAAGAAACAACUUUUGAAUUUUUCGGCGGCGUAGUGUGCCCGAGGUGUAUGAAAACAAGGUUUCAGAUCCUGAUAACAAAAGUUUCACUCGUUGAGCACAUUUUUUGGCUUAGUGUUGGGUCCCCUGUUAGGAAAAAAAACGUUUUUCGAGAGAACUCCCUUGGCGCAGCUCACCUGAACACCGAUUUCUACUUAUUUACUCACUUUACAUAUCACGGAGUCUCUUCUUUCAGGUGUCUUCUUGUCACCCUUUUUCUACGCUUUCCACCUCAUCGACGUCGUGCUCUCUUUCCCUAUGCUCAAAGCCAUCCUGCAGUCGGUCACUCACAACAUGAAACAGGUUGGUUCGGACUCACGCGUGUCUGAUGAGUUCGUUUCAAUUUGCAGCUCAUUUUGACCAUCAUGAUGACGUUGGUGGUUGUGUAUCUGUACACAGUGAUUGCCUUCAACUUCUUCCGCAAGUUCUACGUUCAGGAAGGAGAGGACGGCGAGGAGCCCGACCGCAAGUGUCACAACAUGCUCACUGUACGCAGUUCUGAAAAAUAAUUGAAAAAACCGCCCUUUACGGCAAACUCAAAAUUAAAAUUUUUUAUUGUUACUUCUGCUACAUUUCAUCUUGCCACACAGAGCUUUCAUAAAAAAUGGUGGUGCCGGCUGAAGAACUUUAAAAAAUUUAUUAACUUUUUUUCAGAUAAUACUGAAAAAAUUCAAAGUUUUCUUUUUGCGCGUUCUAGAGUACUUUUGGUGCGUAAAACCAUUAGCGUCAAAUGCGGCAAUUUACUUAUAUAAUAUUUUCCAGUGCUUCAUUUACCAUUUCUACGCCGGAGUGCGUGCGGGAGGUGGUAUCGGAGACGAGUUGGAAUCGCCCUACGGCGACGAACUCGAGUACCCGCGAAUGCUCUACGACGUCUCUUUCUUCUUCUUCGUUAUCAUUAUCUUGUUGGCUAUCAUGCAAGGUACUCUUGCAUCUUCAGUCGACUUACUUUGUCUUGACGCUCAGGUUUGAUCAUCGACGCGUUCGGAGAGCUGCGUGACCAGCAAGAGAGUGCCACGGAGAAACUCGAAUCUUCCUGUUUUGUCUGCGACAUCGGCAAGGAGACUUUCGACAGGCUGCCUCGUGGGUUCGAGAUUCACACCACCAAGGAACACAAUUUCGCCAACUAUUUGUGAGUUUUGUUUCACCUUGGCUUGCCAAAAAAAAAUCGAUAAAUUAGCGAAUGAGCAGAAAUGAAAAAAAAAUCAAAAAAUUAGUUAUUAUGUGUAUUGGAGGUUCUUCCUGCAACAUCUCGUUAACAAGGACGAAACUGAAUACACAGGUCAAGAAACUUACGUCCGUGAAAAGUACGACAAUCGGUGGGUUGAAUUUUCAAGCCUUCGUUAUAUGCCAAUUUCAGCGAUUGGGACUUCUUCCCCGUCGGCGAAUGUUUCGUCAAACAGUACGAAGAUCAACUUCUACAGUCUUAGAGACUUUAAUUUUUAUUUUGAAUUUUAUUUCUCAAUACUCAUUGCUCAUCAAAAAAUGGUAGCGGGUAGCAUUGCCCAUUGAUACAAGCCUCGAUAUCUAUUAUGUUAUAGGUUUUGUAAUGUUUCGUUAGUGGUAGCUGACUGUAUCUGCCCGCUUUCACACUAUUUAUUCAGGUUACCUUUUCUUUCACAGUUACGAACGAUUCGUCAUUGUACGUAUGUGCCUUUAAUUUUAUCUUUUUUUAAAGUGCGAUGGAUAAAUUUUGUCUCAUAAGAUACAUUUUGAGCAAAUGAUUGACCGGUCAGAAGAGGAAAUUAUGCCGAGUGGGUGUAUCAAUGUCAAAUCGGGGCGCUAUAACUGAUUUGUUGGCCUCUUCUGUGCGCUUUGGACACAUGACGUCAGUUUUUUGUUUGUUUGAGAUCAAAUUUAGAAAUAUGAUUAUUCACGUGAAAAAAUUUUGUUCUUUGCAUUUUGUGGCGUUUUCAUUCUAUAUGAAGGACAAAGAUAAGCAUCAAACUGAUAAUUGGCAAACAAGCAGAAAAUUCUCUCAAAAAUGGAAACAUACUUUUUUUGAGUUUCUUUUUAUUCAAAGGAACGUUCAAAAUAGUUUACAUCAGAAAUGAUCCAUAGAAAGUGUAAAUUUGAAGAAUAUUUGGAGAGUUUUCAUCAUUUGGAGUUUCGAGAACUGUUUUGAAGGCGGCAAGAGGCUUCAUGGGUGAGGUAUCUUCCUCAAAGGGCCGUAAACUAUUCAUUCUCGAUGCGAAAACACUUUUAUUUUCAAGUGAAAGAGAAAUUCACAGGCUUUUUUGAUUCACUACACGGUGUUACUUUUGUAAAGCUUCGUGCUUUUUGAGAGAAAUUAGAUUUUUAACAAAAACCUUUUUCCAAUUUUUUUAUUUGAAUUUGAAUGUUCAUCUUUUAGAAAGAAGUCUUGAGAGAAGGUUAUACUUCUUCAUAGUUUUUUUUAAACCUUAACCAACUUCGGCUACAGUAGGAGCGUCUGGGACUCUCUGAGCGUUGUCGAUCACUCGCCUUGUACGCAGCCAAAUGGCAAAGCGUGGGAGAAUAUGAUGGUCAGCGGACGAAGGGCGGUCCUCAGGUCGGGCAAUACCGAUAGGACCCAAAGUGCGUCUGCACUCGACCCCUUCCAUCAGACCACUUUCGUCUGUCUUGUUAUCGGUCUUUUCUAGUACUUUACUUUUUUAAAAAUUUAGCAGUUUAUUUUUUGCGUUCAAGAAGGCUUUCAACUGUAGCGAGUCUAUUCAUAAAUUCAUAAAUCGGCCUCGGUUGAAUAAUAGAUCAAACUGAAACUCCACAGUUUUCUUAUCUCUCCAACUCAACUUUUUUUCAGUUAUUAAAACACUUUUGAAGUUAGUCAACAUUGAUUUCCUCUCAAAAAAUCAGAUUAGGAAAAACUGAAAAGAGGGUAGGAACCAUUUUAGCGAUUUCUUUUUCUGACCAAUGAAAAUGAGUCGAAAGGCUUGUAGAAACAUGAUCGUUCCGUUUUAAGCCGAGAAAUUGAACAACCGAUUCGACAAACAUGAAAAGUUCGCCAAAUUUGGAGAUGAAUCAUGAAAUGACCGUAACCGUUGACGUAGACAGACAAAGGGGAGGAGUCUGCCGAACUGUCCAUAUUAGGCCCUUUCCACGCCAUUUCGACCGAUUUCCUCGUCCUUUGCCUUCUUUUUAUCGUGUCUGUUUAGGAAGUCAUUCAGCUUGUAUGUUUGUCUUUUGUCCCGACCUUCAGCUCAAAUCUAAAAUGUUUCGAUAGCGCACGACUUUCAGGCUUUCGCUGUUGCAAGUGUUCUGAGUGCACUUGCAGACAGCGUAGGUUCGAUCUCGGGACAACCAACUGCCAGAAAAUCAGUCGAAUUGUCGCAGAAGACGGGCUAGCGCAGGCCGCAGCCAAUCUUAAGGUGAGGAGAGUCAGGAAGCUUCACAGCUCAUUUCUGCUCAGGUGAUCCUCGUCCGCCCGAGCGACACCUUCAUCGAGUACCUCUCGUACCUCUACGACAGAUCUAUAUCCGGAGCUCCGCCUUGGUUUUCCUAA
Molecule: messenger RNA, 11555 nt
Organism: Caenorhabditis auriculariae
Lineage: Eukaryota; Metazoa; Nematoda; Chromadorea; Rhabditida; Rhabditidae
Source: the annotation of a GenBank genome assembly